Molecule: messenger RNA, 1470 nt
Organism: Penicillium cinerascens
Lineage: Eukaryota; Fungi; Ascomycota; Eurotiomycetes; Eurotiales; Aspergillaceae
Gene: mmm1
Product: ERMES complex subunit MMM1
Exons: 3
Coding region: 1-1470 (489 amino acids)
Biological process (GO): phospholipid transport; mitochondrion organization
Cellular component (GO): ERMES complex; endoplasmic reticulum
Molecular function (GO): lipid binding
Source: RefSeq, a predicted model, not a curated record
AUGGUGCUCCAACAACACGAGCCCGCGCCAGUCGCGCCUCAGUCCUCCCUAUCGUUCACCCAGGGAUUUCUGCUCGGGCAGCUCUCCGUCGUCCUUCUCCUCGGCGCCUUCAUCAAGUUCUUCAUCUUCGGUGAAGCCCCGCCGCCUCCAUCACGCGGUCUCUCGAACCGCACAACCCACCGCCGCAACAGCUCCGUGUACAGCACCCCUCAGGAUGGCCAGAAGACCCUCCGAGAAAAACCGUCCACCUCCAAUGUUCUACGCCCGGUCCCUGCCUCUGCUACCAAUACCCGCUCGAUCCUCCGCAAGACCUACUACAGCGCCAUCCCUACCAACCCUUCCUCGAAACAUGGCCGCCAUCGGCUGCACCACUCGUCCCACCAGCCCGAGUCGCUGGAUUGGUUCAACGUCUUGAUUGCUCAGACCAUUGCUCAGUACAGACAGACGGCAUAUACACUCAAGGAUUCGCCAACGUCAUCCAUCCUGAGCUCCUUGACGGCGGCGAUGAAUAACCCCGAGAAGAAGCCCUCCUUUAUAGACAAAAUCACGGUGACGGAUAUCUCCCUGGGAGAGGAGUUUCCGAUUUUCAGCAAUUGCCGAAUCAUCGCCGUCGACGACCCCAAUUCUGAUGGCGGGAGGCUGCAGGCCCUGUUAGAUGUUGAUCUCAGCGACGACAACCUCUCCAUCGCCGUGGAAACCUCCAUGGUUCUUAACUACCCGAAGCCGCGUUCCGCCAUCCUCCCAGUUGCUCUUUCAGUCUCGGUAGUUCGUUUCUCAGGAACACUGUGCAUCUCAUUGAUCCCCGCACAAACCGAUCCGCUAAACACUCCGGCUACAUCACCGACACCCCCGGGGGCGGAGACGAAAUUUAAUAGCCCAUACCCAGCCCCUGGCUCCCCAGGCGCCGAGUCACAAGACCAACAACCGCCCAAGAGCAGCCCCAAGAGCAACGUGGCGUUCUCAUUCCUGCCGGAUUACCGGUUGGACCUUUCAGUCCGUUCGCUCAUCGGAUCCCGUAGCCGACUCCAGGAUGUACCAAAGGUCGCCCAGCUAGUCGAGGCACGCGUCCAUGCCUGGUUCGAAGAGCGUGUCGUCGAGCCCAGGGUGCAGGUGGUCGGGUUACCGGAUCUAUGGCCACGCAUGGGACGGACUGGCGUGCGGACCGGUGAAGACUCAGACGCCGGAUCUACAGCACCACCGCGGAGUGCCGGAUCCGGGGACGCUGGAGGGCCCAUUCGGUUCCCCGAUGACCGCGAUCGAGAGCCGGAGGGCUUACGGUUCCGUGGAGGAUUGGAUGCGCGGUUAGGGCUUGGUGGACUGGGUGCUGGUUCGCGCAGCAACAGUUUCAAUGUGGAUAUGGGUGGCCUACGCAGUCCCAGCAUGACACGGCAAGACAGCGCCAGUGGGUUUAGUGACCAGUUGAAUAUGCCUGGUGCCAUGCCGGAACGGACUUCAACGCCCAGGGACUGA